Molecule: messenger RNA, 4041 nt
Organism: Octodon degus (degu)
Lineage: Eukaryota; Metazoa; Chordata; Mammalia; Rodentia; Octodontidae
Product: interferon-induced very large GTPase 1-like
Exons: 1
Source: RefSeq, a predicted model, not a curated record
AUGGACACUGCAGAUGACAACACUGAGGAAGAGCUGCUGCAAAAGAAAAGGAAGCAAAAUCUCAAAGAGAUGCUGAAAACUGUGGGACUGGACACUGAGUUCUGGUUGCCCAAAUUGAAAGAUGACCUGUGCGUGACCUGUGCACAGGCAUUGCAAUACUUAGGAGAGGAAGACCUCCAGGUCCUGAAAUCCCAGGUACAAUACACAUGGGAAAGAAAAGCCCUAGAAAAGCUGUUUGAUUUGUCACAAUCACACACUUACUCAGAGUUGCAUGAGCCUCUAGUGGAGAUGAUGAACACAAGCCAGAAGCAAGCAGAAAAAAAACUAAAAGACCUGGUUUUAGAAGAAACACAGAGGCAGGCAGAGCCAGUGAGGAGAAAAGAAGCAGAGCUGAGGAAAGUAAUGGAGAUCCCUCAAGCCUUACAGCCAAUGUCUGAAGAGCGCCUAUGCCACGUUGUCGGAAAUGCGCAGAGACAUCUCAGUCCCAUGCAACAGACCUUUUCCCACAGGCAAAAUCUUUCAGACAGAGAUCUAGUAAGAUGGGCAUCUGGAGGCCUUGUCCUUCAGGGAAUUUACCAAACUGGCCAACACAGGGACCUGGUAGAGACAAGAGAAGAGCUAGUCAAAGUGCCCAAGGAAUUCUCUCUCUUAGGACCUCAACAGAGCACACGGAUGGAAACGAAAGAAUUUACAUCUUCUCAAGCAGAAACCAUGUUCACUGAGAGUGUGGAGAAGCUGGGCUUCAGUGUAGCAGCUUCAGUCAGUGGUGGGGGAUGGGGAUUUAGUUUAGAAGGUGGCACAAAUAAAAGCAAAUAUUCAGAAUCCAAACAACUACAUAAAUCCCAUUCUGAACACUCUUAUUUUUGCUUAGCCAAGUUUAACUAUGUCCCACUUGCCUGCUGUCACUUUCCCACCGAUCAAUUCCAGUUCUCUAAGGCUGCUCUCAAGGAACUGAAAUGCAUGGAAGACCUCCUGGAUCAUACUGCACCACCCUUGAUGAGGCAAAGGGCUGAAAACUUCUUUCACAGGUUUGGCUCUCAUGCUAACCAAGGACCUGUGCACCUGGGAGGUAUUUACUGGUUGAAAGCAACUUCAGAGGGUUUCCAAAAGGAAAACCUAGAGAAUGUCAAGCAGCAGGCAGCAGAGGCCCUGGACAUUUACAUAGGAGGCAGCUACAGUGGCUUUGGGGUGAAAGCUGCUGCAAGUCUGACUGUCUCGAAAUCAGAUUCAAAGAGUGUCUCUCAGAGGAAAGCUAUUGGAAAUAAUCAGAUUAAUAUCAAACUAUCUGUGCACCAGACUGGUGGCCCGGCAGAGGCAGAUGGCCUUCUACAGUGGAAAACUGGACUUGUUGCCAGAAAUCAAACAUGGUGUGUCAUUGACAGGGGCUUUCAGCUGGUGCCAGUAUGGGAUAUUAUCCUUUCUAGCCAUAGGGGUGAUUUUAAGGAUGCUCAAAAGUUGGCCAAAUACAUAAAAGACGACUACACUGUUCUGACUGGCCUCAGUGCCCAGACCCAAUAUGAAGUGGAAUUACUCAGUGAUGAGGAGAAAGCUAGAGUUUUCUUAAAGGACAUAAAAUCAUGGAAAGUAUUCAAUCUUGAGGAACAGCUUAAAAAGCUAACAAAUUUCAUGCAAAUGUUGUGUCAAAAAAGAAUGGGUUAUGACAUUUGGAUUAAUAUAUGCCUGACAAAUUGUGAUCUACAGAGUUUCUUAGUAAAUGCAGUUGACUUUUGCAAACAAUCUUCUAUUUCUGAAAAUAAGUUUGUGAAGUCUCAGCUGCACACAAUUCUAUAUCCAUAUGUGUUCAAAUUGACAAACUUUCCUCAGGCUUACUCCAUCAUGAAGUGGAUCCAUGAGGCAGAGUCAAAGCAAGAAGAUGCCAGCAUCUCCCAAUUUUCAGAAUUAAUUAAAAUCCUAAAAGAAACUCUGAGUGACCUCUUGGAAGUAAAGGUCAAAUAUAACUGCCCAGAAACUGUGAAAGAGGCUCAACGAAAUGUGACAUACAAAGUUAGCGUGGCUCUUACAUGCUUUUUGAAUUACCUUAGAAAGACAGAGCAGACAGACACACAGCUCUUGUUACUUUCUAUUGCAGCUGGUGCAGGAUAUGAUCAGGCUAACAAUACUUUUCAAAAUCUCCUGGGUAGUGAGGAGUUAAAUUUUCUAAUGAAUGAAAUGGAAAAUACCCAAAGUAAAUACCAAGAGCUGAAAAAUAUUUGCACUCACAAGGCUCAGGCUUUCCUGGUUCUUAUAUGUCUGACAGCCUCAGCUGGAGUCACAGCUGUUUGUCCAGAAGAAAAAGCAAUGCGAAUGGCAUUGAUCAUACAACACAUGGGUGAAUCUCUGUCCACAAAAGUUAUGCAUGUCCUCAGCAAACCUGGAUUAGGUCACAAUUGGGGAAACAUGGAACAAGAUUUGAGAUUGAUAAUUGAUGGGGAUUAUGAAGACACCAAAUCAUCUGUGAAAAUAGACGAAAUCAAAAAACAAUUACAAAAUCUCCUUGAUGAACUGACAGACAAAGCAGAUGAUAAAGACAAUGCUAAACAAGACGUGAUAAAAUACAGAGCCUUCCAAGGUUUACUGCAGCGUCUAGGCCUAGUACAUUACUUCCCAAAAAUGAUGAGCAUAGCUGACUUUUGUCUGUUCGACAAACCAUUUUGUGAAACUCCACCCAGAUCUCAACAGGAUCUUCCACUCUAUUUCCUACAGAAGCUACUAAUGCUUGAUUGCACGUUCAGAUAUGUGGUCUUCAGAGAAGAAGAAAACAUAAAACUUGAGGCUUUUCCAUGUGCUUCUGUCCAGGAAAAUGAAGAUCUAUUUGCUGCUGGCAGUAAUGCUAUUACCCCUAAGCCCAGACCUCAUAUUCACCCGAUGGAUAUCCAGAUGGCAAUUUUCCACUGUGCCAGUGACAUUUCCAGACAAUAUAUAUUGGGAAAGCUUUCUAUUUGUCAAUUUGCCCUCCCCCUUUUGGUGCCAAACCCUUGUAAUUCACACAUUGAAUUCUGUCUCUGGUGUCUCAGACAGAUUAGGAGGAGUUGGAAGCAUUCAGGUAGAUCACAAGAAAGGUACAGUUUUCAUAACCAGCAGAUGUGUUGCAUGGCCACAUCCAUUGUGUCCUUCAUUAGAGUUGGAAAUGGACUGUCUGCAUCCAAAUCUCUGAUCAUGAACUGUCUUCUCAGUAAACAUAAACAUGAUGUGUUUUUUCACCGUCACUGCAAGGGAAGCAGCAAAGACUGUCUCCUAAUGGGAGGUGUGGUGGAAUUCUUCUGGUUCUGUCCUAGUGAAGAAGAUGACAGAUUUGACCGCUGUGUGACAUUCACCAAUCUUCAUGGAGAUGCAAAGGAACACAAGCAGCAACUUACUUUUCUGAAGGAGAUUUCUUCUCUCAUUGUGAUCCUUAUGUCAGUCUCUGAUGAAAAUGAAGAAAAUAGAGAUACUGUCUGCGACCUGUGGGAUUCAUCAGAGUCACCUUUGAUCUGUUUGCUUGAUGACAGAAAAAAGCAGAAGGCCAAUACUUCUGGUAGAAAAGUAAAAAUUGGCAUCAGGAAUAGAAAUGAGGCAGACUUAACAAAUGAGCUCACUGUUACAAUAAACCGUUUGCUAGAGCUCAAUGAAGCUGCUCUCAGCUUGGAAGACUGUUCUCACUUUGCUCGCAAGCAAGGAUUCUUUAUUGAUGAGGACAGGAGAGUUUAAGGAUGACAAUAAAAGGUAGAGAGUUUAGUGGCCUUCCUGUGAGAAAUGAACCUAUUUCACAUCAAAGUAAGUUCCAUGCCCCUAUAGGGAGAACUUUGGCAUCUUCGGUUUAAGAAAGACAAAUAAGUGUAUCAUCUAAGAAAGAAAGGGAACAGGAGAGUUGAACAACAUAAGAGUGAGGCUGAGGAGGAAAAGCAAACAAUAAGGCAUCAAUAGAUGAAAAAAUCAUUACAUCCCAAGGACUUAAUUGUAUCUUUUCUCCAAAUUUUGUAACAACACUCAGAAACUCACAUAAGCUUCUACUUUUUGCAAUGGCUGAGUAUGCUUCUGGAGAGCUUCAAAACAGGACAGUGA